Messenger RNA from Episyrphus balteatus (marmalade hoverfly), 4157 nucleotides. RefSeq names its product neurexin-4 (gene Nrx-IV). Lineage: Eukaryota; Metazoa; Arthropoda; Insecta; Diptera; Syrphidae. The record is from RefSeq and is a predicted model, not a curated record. The transcript has 14 exons. The coding region runs from base 319 to 4137 and encodes 1272 amino acids.
AUCGAAUCAGACAGAUUUCGAAAGCCAAGCGUGUUGGUUGGCGUCGCGCGGCUCCAAUUUUUUUCAAUUCACAGUAGUGAUUAAUUUAUUUUCUCCUUUUGGGUGUGUGUUAUUUUUUUUUGUUGGUACUCCAUACAAAAAAAAGUGAAGAAUUCUUGUUUUUCUUAUUAGUUUUUUCCACUUUAAUUUUAUACCCCCGAAUGAUCUCUUUUUAAUUAAAAAAAAACUAAUUAAAAUUCAGUGAAAACUAAAGAAUAAAUAUUAUCUUUACCAAAUGCUCAAGUAAAAAAAUAAAAUAAAAAAAAAUUAAGAGUGAAAAUGUUUCGUGCGAUGAGUGUACUUGUGCUUAUAACACUUCUUGUCACCCUUCGGAAUGUUGUUAAUGCAGAUGCGUAUAAUGACUAUUUCUCGGAUUAUGAAUGUAAUGCGCCGUUGCUUGAAAAAGCAGUUUUAACAGCUACCUCAUCACUUCAAGAUCGAGGUCCCAACAAAGCCAGAUUAAACGGUGAAUCUGCAUGGACGCCGUUAGAAAAUACUUACAAUCAUUUUCUAACAAUCGAUUUGGGUGAGAAAAAAAUGACUCGGAAAAUUGCUACAAUGGGUCGGGCGAAGACAAUUGAAUUUGUGACUGAGUACAUUGUUCAGUAUUCGGAUGAUGGUGAAUAUUGGCGAUCGUAUGUUAGUCCUAUGAGUGAACCUCAGAUGUUCAAAGGAAACAGCGAUGGAAAUGCAGUUCAUUUUAAUGUCUUCGAAGUACCAAUUAUUGCCCAAUGGAUACGAAUAAAUCCUACAAGAUGGCAUGACAGAAUAUCAAUGCGUGUAGAGUUAUAUGGUUGUGAUUACAUCUCUGAAAACCUCUACUUCAAUGGAACAAGUUUGGUCAAAUACGAUUUACUCAGGGAACCUAUUGCCUCAACACGAGAAUCCAUUCGAUUUCGUUUUAAAACCGCUCAAGCCAAUGGAAUAUUAAUGUAUUCACGUGGCACACAAGGUGACUACCUCGCACUUCAAGUUAAAGACAACAAAAUGCUUUUGAAUAUGGAUUUGGGAUCGAAAAUUAUGACUUCAUUAUCCGUUGGUAGUCUGUUGGAUGACAAUGUUUGGCAUGAUGUUGUUUUGUCAAGAAAUCGUCGAGACAUUAUAUUCUCAGUUGAUCGAGUCAUAGUCAAAGGCAGGAUAAAGGGAGAAUAUAGUCGAUUGAAUCUCAAUCGUAAUCUUUAUUUGGGUGGUGUUCCCAAUAUCCAAGAAGGUAUGCUAGUCACACAAAACUUCAGUGGUUGCAUUGAGAAUCUCUUCCUUAACUCAUCAAAUUUCAUACGCGAAAUGAAGGAUAAUUAUGAAUAUGGCGAAGCCUUCCGUUAUCAACGAGUAAACACAAUCUACGCCUGUCCAUCGCCUCCAAUUUAUCCAGUGACUUUCCUUACCAGAUCGUCAUAUGCUCGUCUCAAGGGUUACGAAGCUCAGAAGCAACUGAAUGUCUCCUUCUAUUUCCGUACCUAUGAGGAUAGAGGUUCGAUGUUGUAUCACGAAUUUGCUUCAGGUGGCUUUGUUAAGGUCUUCUUGGAAUACGGAAAGGUUGAGAUUGAUUUGAAACUGGGCGAUAAACCUAGAAUCAUAUUGGAUAACUACGAGGAACAAUUUAACGAUGGCAAAUGGCAUUCUUUAGUUCUAACAAUUGGAAAGAAUAAACUUGUGCUGGACAUUGAUCAGCGACCAAUGACUACGACAAAAAUAAUUCAAAUUUCUACGGGACGUGUAUACAAUAUUGCUGGUGGACAUGAUAAGAAUGGUUUUGUCGGCUGUAUGAGACUGAUUUUAGUCGAUGGUAACUAUAAACUGCCCAAGGAUUGGAUUCAAGGGGAAGAAGUGUGUUGCGACAAUGAAGUAGUUGUUGAUGCUUGUCAAAUGAUCGAUCGAUGCAACCCAAAUCCAUGUCGUCAUGGUGCAACGUGUAAUCAAAAUUCAAUGGAAUUCUUCUGCGAUUGCAGUCAGACAGGAUAUGCUGGAGCUGUUUGUCACACAUCCAAAUACCCACUGUCUUGCUUGGCUUUGAAGAAUGUCCAGAGUGUUCAACAAAGAGUUAACAUGCACAUUGAUGUUGAUGGCAGUGGUCCGCUGAAACCAUUCCCAGUUGUCUGUGAAUUUUAUUCUGAUGGAAGAGUUAUAACAACACUUGGUCACAGUCAAGAACGCACAACAACAGUUGAUGGCUUCCAGGAGCCAGGUUCAUUCGAACAGGCAAUUAUGUAUGACGCGGAUUUAAUGCAGGUAGAAGCACUUUUGAACCGAUCUCAUUCAUGCUGGCAACGACUUAGUUACUCUUGCAGAGCUGCUAGACUUCUGAAUUCUCCAAGUGAAAUCAAUGCAUUCCGACCAUUUUCGUGGUGGGUUUCAAGACACAAUCAAGCAAUGGACUACUGGGCUGGUGCCUUACCAGGAUCACGUAAAUGUGAAUGUGGAAUUCUUGGCAAAUGUAUCGAUCCAACUAAAUGGUGUAAUUGCGACGCGGAAAGAAUGGAAUGGACCGAAGAUAGUGGAGAUAUUCGAGAAAAAGAAUAUUUACCAGUUCGUGCUGUACGAUUUGGUGACACUGGUACACCAUUAGAUGAAAAACAAGGUCGAUAUACACUUGGACCGUUGCGUUGCGAAGGAGAUGAUUUAUUCAGUAAUAUUGUGACAUUCCGAAUUGCUGAUUCUACAAUCAAUUUACCACCAUUCGAUAUGGGACAUUCGGGAGAUAUCUAUAUGGAAUUCAAGACAACAACAGAGAAUGCUGUACUCUUCCAUGCAACAGGACCAACAGAUUAUAUAAAAUUGAGUAUAAUUGGUGGAUCCAAGUUGCAAUUCCAAUAUCAAGCUGGUAGUGGACCAUUGGGGGUGAAUGUGGAGACUAGUUAUCAUUUGAAUGACAAUCGCUGGCACACAGUCAGCGUGGAAAGGAAUCGCAAAGAAGCUCGUCUUGUCGUUGAUGGAUCUCUUAAAGCAGAAGUUCGUGAACCACCAGGUCCAGUUCGUGCUCUACAUCUGACCUCCGAUCUAGUAAUUGGUGCUACCACAGAAUACCGCGAUGGUUAUGUAGGGUGUAUUCGAGCUCUUCUACUUAAUGGAAAAAUGGUUGAUUUAAAAUCAUAUGCUAUGCGUGGACUUUAUGGAAUUAGUGCCGAUUGUGUUGGACGUUGUGAGUCAAGUCCAUGUCUUAAUAAUGGUACCUGUUUCGAAAGAUACGAUGGAUACUCGUGCGAUUGUCGUUGGAGUGCUUUCAAAGGACCUAUUUGUGCUGAUGAAAUUGGUGUUAAUCUUCGUGCAAGUUCAAUGAUUCGUUAUGAAUUUGAAGGUUCCUUCAGAUCAACUAUUGCUGAAAAUAUACGAGUCGGUUUCACCACAACCAAUCCAAGGGGUUUCCUUCUCGGUUUCUCAUCCAAUUUAACUGGAGAAUAUCUUACAAUACAAAUUUCCAAUUCAGGUCAUUUGCGAUGUGUGUUUGAUUUCGGUUUCGAAAGACAAGAAAUUAUCUAUCCCAAGAAACAUUUCGGUCUGGGCCAAUAUCAUGAUGUACGAUUCUCCAGAAAGAACAGUGGUUCCACUGUUGUGCUCCAAGUGGAUAACUAUGAACCAGUUGAAUAUAAUUUCGAUAUUAAAGCAUCUGCUGAUGCUCAGUUCAAUAACAUCCAAUACAUGUACAUUGGAAAGAACGAAUCGAUGCCUGAUGGUUUCAUUGGUUGUGUAUCUAGAGCUCAGUUUGAUGAUAUUUAUCCUCUCAAACUUAUGUUCCAACAAAAUCCACCACAAAAUGUUAAGUCUUUGGGAUCACAACUUACUGAGGACUUCUGUGGUGUUGAGCCUGUUACUCAUCCACCCAUUGAAGUAGAAACCCGUCCUCCACCUCUGGUCGAUGAAGAGAAGCUGAGGAAAGCCUACAAUGAAGUCAAUUCAGUGCUUUUGGGCACUCUUCUUGCAAUUUUAUUCAUCUUAAUCAUUAUUAUGGUUGUUCUGAUCGGAAGAUAUCUUCACCGACACAAAGGAGAUUAUCUUACGCACGAAGACAAAGGUGCCGACAAUGCUGACGACCCCGACGAAGCUGUUGUACAAUCAACGACAGGACAUCAAGUUACGAAAAGAAAAGAGUGGUUUAUUUAGAUUGUUUUCAAAAAAUAGAA